UAAUAGCAUAAUUACGUUAGAAAGAGCAAAGAAAAGAAUUUCCUCAAUUGCGAAUUUCCAUGAAAGUACAAAAAGCUUUUAUAGUAAAUAAGAUUCUCAGUGUAAAUUGAUCUAUGAAGGCUGGUUUUCCUCAACCUCGUUCCCAGAGUCUCUCGGUUUCCCGCUCCAGGGGGUGGGAAGAUGAGAGACCCUGGGAACGAGGUUGGGUUUUCCUCAGCGUAUAAGCAUUAUAAGCGACAUAAGCAAAUAAAAGCGUCAGCAACAUACGUUGAAGCAGUACGUAACUCGGCCUUUGGUAGGAAAUUUCCCAACAAAAGGCGAUACUUAACAACAAUUGCAUCUGCAUGAGCGGCUUAUGCUCUAACCAGCCUUGAAAGUUUAGCCUUGAUAAUAGUGAAGCACUGGUAAGCCAAAAGGGGGCGUCUUUUCAUAUCAGCAGACGUUUCGGCGCGAUCCACUAUCAAGCGUUGUGAGUUAUAUUUUCCUACCUUCGAUGAGUUUUGUUGUCAUGUGCAGAUGCUGGUCACUGGUAGGGUACAGACGCAAAGCACCUCAGCUGAUAUCUCUUGGAAUUGGGUGCAACAAGAAAGGCAUCAUCUGCCAUGAAAUGAUGCACUGUCUUGGGUUUUUCCACGAACAAGCUCGACCAGACCGAGACAAAUACGUGGCAAUUUUUUGGGAAAAUAUCCAAAAAGGGAAAGAGCAGAACUUUAAAAGGAUUAGUGAGGUAUAUGCGGAUCCUUUGGACGCUGGCUAUGACACAAGUAGUAUUAUGCAUUAUGGGAGAUAUGCCUUUAACAAAAAUGGCAGACCUACAAUAGAGGUUAUUGGUCAUCCUCUCUCUCCAAUAGGACAACGCCAUGGAUUCAGUAAAACGGAUAUAGAACAACUUAACGCUCUUUAUGAUUGCUCUAAUCCUGGUACGUUAUUCGUUAACGCUAUAUCUUGAUAGAUAGAGCAUUGAUAUGUCGAAGAUUCUUAUACAACUAUCAACAAGUCUCAACUCGACAAUCGACAUUUGCGUUACAUGUCACGCAUGCCAGCAGACAGUAACGCCUUCGUACUUCCUUAACAAAACGUUCUUGUCCCUUCGCUAGAUUUUUCCUUGUGACAUUGUACCGCAAUAGAUGGACCAGUAACGUUUUUAAAGGGUAAGGGGAGGGGGGAGAGAGAGUUGAUGAUUUGGUAGUCCAUAUUAAGGGCAAUUUUUUUGCAUUAGAGACCUCAUGAAGAUAUAAUCUUUCCAUAUUAAUGAAGAGCCGUGCUAAGAUCAUUCAGCUAGGUCUAAGUUUUGGAAAGGGAGACAAAGAUUCAGACUAACAGACAGACAGAUAGACAGACAGACAGAAAGAGAAACAGACUGAACGAGACAGAAAGUACAGACAGAAAGACGAAUACGAAGGAAGGAAGGAGGACAGAGAGGUGAAAUGAUAGGCAGAAAAACAGAUAGACAGACAGACAGACAGACGGAAGGA
Molecule: messenger RNA, 1475 nt
Organism: Orbicella faveolata
Lineage: Eukaryota; Metazoa; Cnidaria; Anthozoa; Scleractinia; Merulinidae
Biological process (GO): proteolysis
Cellular component (GO): membrane
Molecular function (GO): zinc ion binding; metalloendopeptidase activity
Source: RefSeq, a predicted model, not a curated record